This is a messenger RNA of Pomacea canaliculata, 1706 nucleotides long. Its product is annotated as GTPase IMAP family member 4-like. The transcript is spliced from 4 exons. The record is from RefSeq and is a predicted model, not a curated record. Gene Ontology annotation, molecular function: GTP binding. The coding region runs from base 245 to 1030 and encodes 261 amino acids. NCBI's taxonomy places the organism in Eukaryota, Metazoa, Mollusca, Gastropoda, Architaenioglossa, Ampullariidae.
GUCGGUCAGUGAUAAAUGCUAACUGCAUGUCUUGUCAGGAAGGAUGAUAGUACUCGUGCACUUCUGUCACGUGAAUUAUUUAUCUUUCAAGUGGAUGUUUGCUAUACUGGGUACUGCAAAAUGCAGAGAAUAUGGAAGUGGACACAAAGGAGACAAUUGAAGUAGACUGGACACUACAGCCUUCCCAAGUAACAGAGGCCUUUAAGAACACAGCUUCUCAUAUACUAGCCGGAGACAAGUCACAAUGGCCUCAAGUUAUGUCUUUCUCCUUGUUGGGAAGACAGGCAAUGGGAAGAGCAGUCUGGGAAAUUGUCUUUUAGGACAAGAGGACUUCUUGACUGGUUCUAGCAUGUCUUCAACAACAACUAAAGCUGAGAAAAGAUCAAGAAUAAGAGACGAAGAAACUAUAACUGUGGUGGACACUCCGGACAUCGUUAACCUGGACUACAGUCCUGAGGAAAGGAGGGAGGAGAUCCAGAGUUGGAAGGCGCUGACGUCACCCGCCCACCCGACCAUUCUACUGGCCGUGCGCUGUGACGUGCGCUACACGGCCGAGGAGUACGCCAUCUACAAGGAGUUCAAGAGUCUCUGGGGAGACAACUCCAGCAUCAAGCGCCAACUGGUUGUGGCCUUCACCUUCGGUGACAGGCAGGACAGAGACCUCGAUGAGGAGCUGAAGGGCGUGUGUCCCGAGCUGAAGAAAGUCUUGAACGACGCUGGUAACCGCUACGUGCUCUUCAACAAACAGGACCCAAACAAAAUUCAGCAAGUGGACAAACUUCUCAAAAUCAUAAGACCACCUGACAGGUCACAGAUGCCUUUCUCCUCUCCCCACAUCUUCAAGAUACUGUCCGUGGUGUGCUUGGUCAUCGCCCUUCUUUCUGCAGUCGGCUGUAUCGUUGCUGGCGUCUUCGAUCAACUGGGAUUAACGAUCGGCCUCGGGGUGUUCGGUCUCAUGACUGCUGUGCUGUUAUUAGUGUGUGGGUAUGAAGCCCAGAAACAUAGCCGAAGUAGUCUCAUGAAUCCGUAAGAAAUUGGCAUCAUACGAUUGAUGUUCGUUAUAGUAAGAAAAAUACAAUCAAGACUGACACAAGAACAAAAAAUAAACCAAAAUAAUAUUGCUCAACACAUUUCUGUAUCUGACACGAAAUCCUCUUACGUGUCUAGUUGUGCAGUGGAGUGUGGAAACAAAUCUUAAUAAGACUACUUAGUGGUCCAGAUUUUAUAUUAUAUAUAUAUAGAAACGUGUGUUUCAUGUCCAAUACGAUUCCUUAUUUUAGAAUAAAGUAUGUGAUCAUUCAUUGUUAUCUUACCCGGCCAAGCCCUCAUCUCAACCUACUUUGUUACAGAAUGUAUUUUGUUCAAAGCUCCCCUAGUUAUGGAUCAUAUCCAUACACCCUCUUCAUGUCGCCACUCUCGCCUCUCACUCUCUAUUUGUGGUCGGCGGAUGGAAAGAAAAUCAUUUCAAGUUAACAAAUCACAAGAGAACGUACCAUUGUCAGACAUUUUUUUCUUGACGCUGUGUCAGACCUUGAAAUCGCAAAGCCCAUAAAAUUCUUCAAACACACAAUAAAACUUAAACAUUUCUAUGUAUGUGUGAACUGCGUUAUAACAUCUUAGGUAUGUCGAUUAUUCAACAACUGUAAAAAUAAUAACUCGGAGAAGUUUUUGUGGAUCUUCACAUUUUUGUCAACCAUGCAUCAAUU